AUGUCGGACGUUGCCAUUGCCGAAGCUCCAGUUGCUGUUGCUCCGAAAGCUGUCAGAGGAGGCCCUAGAAAGACGAAGAAUGCGAAUACUCCAAAAUCGCCAAAGUCACCAAAGUCGCCAGCCGCAAGAGCUGGAAAGACGGCAAAAGCUGCCAAGACUGCUGCUGCCAACAAGAUCCCAAAAGUGAAGAAGGUGAAAGUUGUCGCUGAUCAUCCGGCAUAUCUGGAAAUGGUCACGACCGCUAUCACUGAACUGAAUGAGAAAAAGGGUGCUUCUCACCAGGCUAUCCUCAAGACCAUCUCGAAGAACCACAAUCUCAUCAACAUGGCCAACACUGAAAAGAGUGUCCGCAGUCGCCUUGCUAUCGCUCUCAAGAAGGGGAUCGCUGCUGGAACUAUUCUCCAAGUUACUGGAAAUGGUGCCAACGGAAGAUUCAAGCUGCAGAAAGCCGGCACGAAGGCAGGCAAAUCUUCAGCUGAACCAUCAACUCCAAAGUCAACCAAGAAACCAGCUGCCGCUGUUACUCCAUCCAGCGAGAAGAAACCAAAGUCGCCAGUCGCUGCCAAGCCAGUUGCCAAGAAGAGCGCCAAAUCUCCAGCCGCUAAAAAGACCAGUAAGGCUCCAGCAGCCAAGAAGACUACUACCAAGAAAACUACCGCCUAA
Messenger RNA from Caenorhabditis briggsae, 663 nucleotides. Gene Ontology annotation, cellular component: nucleosome; nucleus. The record is from RefSeq and is a predicted model, not a curated record. Bases 1 to 663 code for a protein of 220 amino acids. Gene Ontology annotation, biological process: chromosome condensation; nucleosome assembly; negative regulation of DNA recombination. Lineage: Eukaryota; Metazoa; Nematoda; Chromadorea; Rhabditida; Rhabditidae. The transcript has 3 exons. Gene Ontology annotation, molecular function: double-stranded DNA binding; structural constituent of chromatin; nucleosomal DNA binding.